AUGCAGCAAAGAGGCGUUAAGGUCAUCUGUGGAGACUGCGUCACUCGUGAUUGGAUCAAGUGGUCACUCGAUCCCGCGGUCAUCUGCAACGUCGACAUUCCAACGGUUGCCAGAGCAUCCAAGCCGUCCAUUCACGAUGCUGCGCCACCCCUCUGCUACCACUGCGAAAGGAGACAUGACCCUUCGAGGCCGUUGAAUAUAUGGGACCAGCGCGAGUUGCUACAAAAAGAUAAUGACGGGCUUCGCAGUCUAAGGAGCCUUUGUCUUACCAACAAGCUUUUGUGCAGUGUUGCUCAGCCCAUACUCUACCAUCAUUUGUCACCCUUCUAUUGGAACUGGCGCGUACGAACCAAGCCUAUGUUAGUGCCGGUAAUGCAGACUCUGCUCGAAAUCCCGAGUCUGGCCGACCGUCUUAUGGACGUCGACAUCCGAUACAUUGUAUCCUCAGAAAUAGAGACUUACAACGCAAGACGCCUGAUCCAUGCUUUGGCGCAACGAUUCCCGGUCGGGGACGGACUUCCUGGAGAUAAUGAUUUCGAGAUUGACAUUGAAAAUCUUCUCAUGAACUACCUCCUGUGUCUUGCACCAAACCUCGAGAUUUUAUGUCUUGGUAUAAUACCGUUGUGGAGCUUCUCGACUUUUUCCGGUGCUGUUCGAGACGGGCAUACCUCAGGCUUGCAUUCACUGAGGACGCUGAGCCUCACUGGUCCUAAGACCCCCGAGACAAGUGGUUCGUUCCGCGGAGUUGGACAGAUUCUCGCGAAUGCGCCGAACCUCCAAACUCUCCGGUUGGAUUUGGACUACUUACCGCCCAGUAUGUUCAUUCAGAACCUACAAAAGCUGGAGCUCACCGUGGACGUUGGCCGCUCUGAGUUGAAAGAAGCCUUGCGUCAGUGCCUACGUCUUCAGGAGUUCUACUUCUCAGGGAACACCUACAGUGCUCACGAAUCUGCCGUCGGCUCCGAGAUCAUCCAAGCUUUGGAACCGGCCCAGGACACCUUACGAUGCUUAAAGAUUGGUUACAUGAAUCAAACGCCAUGCAUCAAGAGCGUGUAUUCUAGCAUCGCCAGCUUGAGGCAAUUCCGCAGUCUCCAACAUGUUGAUCUUAGCAAAGGUCUUGGCAUGUUCGAACAGAGGAGUUUAUACGUUCUCCCAGCUCGAAGCGAGAGCUUCGUCGACAUCCUUCCAGACUCGAUCGAAGUAUUCUGUCCGCCUUGUUGGCCCGAGGCGCUGCUUGGCUUAGCGGACGCCGUCGCCAGAGGGAGGUUCCCGAAUUUGCGGCUACUUGAGCUGGAGCACGGCCUGAGCAACUUCAACGCCAUGAUUAAAUCCAGAUCGUGGGCUAAAAGCAGUAUAGAAUUGAGAAGAGUCUUAGAUACUGUCGGAGUAGAUGUUACCUUUGCGAGGGAUCGAGUGACUGUAUCUCAAGACUAG
This is a messenger RNA of Diaporthe amygdali, 1434 nucleotides long. RefSeq lists its product as uncharacterized. Lineage: Eukaryota; Fungi; Ascomycota; Sordariomycetes; Diaporthales; Diaporthaceae. Bases 1 to 1434 code for a protein of 477 amino acids. The transcript has 3 exons. The record is from RefSeq and is a predicted model, not a curated record.